Verticillium dahliae VdLs.17 is the source of this 1005-nucleotide messenger RNA. RefSeq names its product epoxide hydrolase. The transcript is spliced from 2 exons. Gene Ontology annotation, molecular function: hydrolase activity. The coding region runs from base 1 to 1005 and encodes 334 amino acids. Lineage: Eukaryota; Fungi; Ascomycota; Sordariomycetes; Glomerellales; Plectosphaerellaceae. The record is from RefSeq and is a predicted model, not a curated record.
AUGUCGACGUCCAAACUCGUGCCCAACGACCCGCGCGUCGAACGCAAGGAGGCCAAGGUCAGGGGCAAGACCUACUCGUACCUCCAUGGCAAGCCCGAGGGCGGUGAGACGCCCAAGGGUGUCGUCCUCCUGGUGCACGGCUUCCCCGACUUCAGCUUUGGCUGGCGCUACCAGAUCCCCCAGCUCCAGGCCAUGGGCUACGAGGUCAUCGCCCCCGACACGCUCGGCUACGCCCUACACCCAGAAGGAGAUGGCCCCACGACAUGGCGGCCCUCGCCGAGGCCGUCCUCGGCCCCCAACCCCCGAGUCGUCCUCGGCGGCCACGACUGGGGCGGCGCCCUCGUUUGGCGCACGGCCAUGUACCACCCGGAGCUCGUCGUCGGCGUCUUCUCCGUCUGCACGCCCUACUUCCCGCCCAACCCGCGCUACUUCAGCCUCGAGUCCCUCGUCAACUCGGGCCGCCUGCCGAGCUUCCGCUACCAGCUGCAGUUCAUCAGCGGCGACGUCGAGGCCCACGUCAAGACGGACGACGACAUCCGCCAGGCCCUCGUCAGCAUCUACGGCGGCCGCACCCCCGACGGCCAGUUCGGCUUCAGCGCCGAAAAGGGCUUCAAGUUUGACCUCUUCGGCCGCGUCGGCGCCUCGCCCCUCGUGUCCAAGGCCGAGGAGGACCACUACGUCGAGACCUUUGCGCGCAACGGCCUCCACGGCCCGCUGAACUGGUACCGCACGCGGGAGCUCGCCUUUGCCGACGAGCAGCCGUUUGUCGAGAAGCGCUGGCGGUUCGAGGUGCCGUGCUUCUUUGUCUCGGCCGCCAAGGACUUGGCGCUGACGCCCGACAUGGCCAAGGGCAUGGGCGCGCACUUUGACGACCUGACGACCGAGUCGGUCGAGGCCGGACACUGGGCGCUGUGGCAGAAGGCCGACGAGAUCAACGCCAUGCUGAAGGCGUGGUUUGCCGAGAAGAUUGAGGGCAAGGCGGCUGACGUCAAGGCGGCUCUGUGA